CCUCGCCAUUACGGACACGGCCACGGCCACGCACACACCGCUCCGCCCUCUUUCUCUCUCCUCACCGAAGGGACUCCAACUUCUCGCCACAAAGAACGUACGGACCAACGCACGGAGGGAGCCUAUGAGGACGAGGCGCGGAGCGUGCUACUCCUGCCACGCGGGCGAGGGGCCGGAUGUGCACCGCCGGAAGAAGCGCCGGACUGCGGCGGAGGGGUCGCUGGCGGUUUCCGGCGCUCCUGCGGGGUGCGGCGGCCUGGGAGACAUGUUCGAGGAGCUGCCUGACGAUCUGGUGGUGUCCAUACUGGCCGACGUCGCGGCGUCCGCCGGCUCGCCGGCCGACCUCGCCGGCGCCAUGCUCACGUGCAAGAGAUUCAGGGAGCUUGGGCAGAGCAGGGUGGUGCUCGCGAGGGCGUCGCCGAGGUGUCUCGCCGUGCCGUCAAAGGCCUGGUCGGACGAGGCUCACCGGUUCUUGCAGCGUUGCGCGGACGCCGGCAACCUCGAGGCAUGCUACCUUCUUGGCAUGAUCCGGUUCUACUGCCUGGGGAGACGGGGGUCGGGGGCGGCGCUGAUGGCGGCGGCGGCGGUGGGUGGCCACCGGGAGGCGCUGUACUCGUUGGCUGUCAUCCAGUUCAACGGCAGCGGCGGCAGCAAGGAUGAUCGCGACCUCCGUGCGGGCGCCGCGCUGUGCGCGCGCGCGGCGUCGCUGGGCCACGUGGACGCGCUCCGCGAGCUCGGGCACUGCCUGCAGGACGGCUACGGCGUGCGCCGGUCCGUGCUCGACGGGCGCCGCCUCCUCAUCCAGGCCAACACGCGCGAGCUCGCCGCCGCGGUCACCGCGUCGGCCUCGCUGCUCCGCGCCGGCAACACCGGGAACAACGGCGGCAAAGCGUCGCGGCGGCACUCGUGCCUGCUGAGCGACUUCGGGUGCCGCGCCGCGGCCGGCGAGACGCACGCGGCCAACCGGUUCCUGGUGGACUGGUUCGCGUCGCGGCCGCUGGUAGCCUCCUCCGUCGCUGUCGCCGGCUCCGGCGCCGGGACCGCAUCAGCGGACGAAGAAACCGGCGGGGGCCUGCGCCUGUGCUCGCAGGCUCUGUGCGGGCGGCCGGAGACGAGGCGGCACGAGUUCCGGCGGUGCUCGGUGUGCGGCGUGGUGAACUACUGCUCGCGCGCGUGCCAGGCGCUGCACUGGAAGAUGGCGCACAAGGCGGAGUGCACUCCCAUGGACCGGUGGCUCGACGCCGAUGACGCCGCCGUGGCCGCUCCGGCGCCGUGACCCCCUGCUCCCGCGUCCGUUUCUUGUCGCUUAGCGACACCAGUAUCUACUCCUGUCCCUGCCGUUCUUUCUUUUUCUUCCUGUCGUUUUUCGCCACCGUCUGUACAUGGCUGGUAGCUGAGGUAACAUUACGUCAAAAGCAAGUUAGUUUCACCUUCA
Phragmites australis (common reed) is the source of this 1435-nucleotide messenger RNA. Its product is annotated as F-box protein At1g67340-like. The record is from RefSeq and is a predicted model, not a curated record. Gene Ontology annotation, molecular function: protein binding. Lineage: Eukaryota; Viridiplantae; Streptophyta; Magnoliopsida; Poales; Poaceae. The transcript is spliced from 3 exons. The coding region runs from base 125 to 1276 and encodes 383 amino acids.